Molecule: messenger RNA, 2845 nt
Organism: Octopus sinensis (East Asian common octopus)
Lineage: Eukaryota; Metazoa; Mollusca; Cephalopoda; Octopoda; Octopodidae
Product: protein mono-ADP-ribosyltransferase PARP14-like
Exons: 2
Coding region: 370-2592 (740 amino acids)
Biological process (GO): negative regulation of gene expression
Cellular component (GO): nucleus; cytoplasm
Molecular function (GO): transcription corepressor activity
Source: RefSeq, a predicted model, not a curated record
CGGAACUUAACAAUGUUACUAGAUCGGCACUUCAAAUAAUUAACUGUCGUGCAUUUCGUUUGCAGUGACAACCAGUAAACAAAAAAGCGGAAAAACCCACAUAUUUGUCUAGAUAAGCUUCUGAAACAUUUUUAUUCCUGUUUACAUCACAGAGAGGAGUAAGGCUUCAGUAUAUAUUACGUGAAAGUUUACCCUAGUUUUACCGUGGAUAGGGAAACAUAAUACUGAUAUUAAUUCAGUUUAAUUUCAUCAGACUAAUUAUAUAUUUAAUCAUGGUGAUCUCAUAAUUGCUUCAAUGAUUUUGAAUGUCUACUCAGAGUCAACGUGAUCGGUGAGACGACUUAUCAAUCAGCUAAACUAUAACCAAAUAUGGCUGCCAUGCAGACGAUAACAGCAGCGACCAGUUCUCUUAUUCUUUCAGUCAUUCUUAUUGUCACACUGACAUCACUAAACAUCGAUGCGAAGGAACUCGACAAUGAUUGUGAAAUUCAAAUUUCUCCCAAUGUCAGUGAGAUUUUAUUUCGUUUAGUAAAAUUAGAAAAAAAGAUUUUCAAUUUUGAAGUUCAUUUAUCUGAUAAAAAAUUUGAUAACCUACUAAACCCUAUACCUUUGGAUUAUUUUGCAAAUGCGAGACAUUUUACCUGGAUUCCAGAUGAACCAGAUGGUUUAAUAGCAUAUAAAAAGUUUUUCUAUGAUUUCUCAAUUCACUCUUUUCAUUUGUUAGAUGUCUACAUUGCUAAUCCAAGGAUUGAUAUCAAUAUACACUGUAGAAAACAAAAUAUCCAGAGACAUGAUUUAAUAUAUUUGAUUUUCGAGGAACUGAAAAAAAUCUUAUUUAUCCCUAAAUUGCAUAAAGGAAAAUCUGGAUACAUGUGUUUUUAUAUAAAUUUGUCUUAUGAUAUGAAGAAGAACAACCCUAGCACCCUUGAAGCUUACAGAAGAAUUGGUAUAAACCGAGAGAUACUGAAGAACUAUUGCUGUGAGAUCUAUAAAAAUGGAACCUAUGUUUAUCAUCCCAAAUCUAUUUGUUCGGGAAAAAUCAUUGAAAAUGCUAUGUUUGUCAAUUUUGAGAACAUCGUUGGAGCCAUUUUGUGGGCUAUAUUACCAUUAAUUAUUAGCUUUGUAUCAAAAGCUAAAUUACCUUCAUAUUCCCGUCAACUCAGUCUGCGACUGUUUGCUCAAGAUGAAUUCUUAUUUACAACUAAAAACACAUUGCCACACGAAUCAGAGUGGAUCAAUGAAAGCAAUAAUAUUUACACAUUCUCUCAUUUUCUGUCUUGGUUGUUUUGCUUUCACCAUUCCACUCUCUUAGCCUCAAGGCUGAGAAGAUUCCUUUGUAUUCUAUUCUCUCUUUCAGUAAUUUUCCUGGAUCUUUUGAUGCAUUACUUCUUUUUGUAUGAAACGAUAGAAAUACUUUUCCAAGAUGGUAUACCAUUGGGACAUCGCGCCUUAAUAUUAGGAAUCCCAGAAAGUUAUGAGAACACUGAUGGCUUUUUUGGGGGUCCGUUUGCAUGCUUAAUCAGUUACGUAUCUUUCAACUUUAUCCUCUUCGUUCUUCCCAGUCGUUUAAGCGAGACUAUCGCUUAUAAUACAUUACAUCAAAGAUCCACUUUCACGUUUCUCAUUCAAAAUAAGAGAUUAUUAGAGAAGUAUGGCAAUUUAAAUGUUUCUACUCUACAGGAUUAUGAUCUACUCUAUGCAAUAAUGAAAGCUAAUAUUUCUACUGCUUUAAACCCAAAUUUCUGGCAUUUAAUAAUUUAUUCUUGGAUUAAUCGUAUAAAGCAAACUUGGUUUUAUUACGAAAAGAAAAAUAUUUUCUGCCAAUUCAUAUUACUUUGGUUUUUCGUUGCCAUUACAAUUCUAUUUGUUGUAUUUUCUAUCUGCGAAUUUUUUCUGUGUCUCCUUUAUUACGGAAUCCCAACUGUUUAUUUGAUUUUAACUUUACCAGCAAGUUAUUUUAGAGUUUAUAUUUUCCCCCAGUAUUUGAAUCCUAACUAUAUUUUCAAGAUUAUUUCUGUAAUUCUAACUAUUCUAUCAUUGCCGUUUUAUCUAUUAUGGGGACUUUAUUCAGUCUAUAUAUUUCUUACAAGUUUUCAAGCCCUUUGCAACUAUGUAUUUUCAAUAGGUAUUGCAGUUCUUGCUAAGCCUGGUACUAUUGGUGAUAUAUGGUUUGCUGUAAUGUUUUUUGUCUAUGGUACUGCAGUUAUAAAAGCUAUUCAGAAACAAUAUGACUCUAUACUUGUUCAGUCUAGAAAUUUAACCAAAACUAUUCGCCCGAAUUUAGUUCAGUCAAAAUACGGAGAGGAAUUCAUAAAUGCCAAGCUGUUCAAGACGAUUGUUAACCAUCAUUUUCCAUUGAGAUACGAGAUUGGUAAAUCCAUUAUAAAACUGUUUCUAAUCGUAUCUUUCUUCUUUGCUUGCAACAAUGUAAUAAAUCGAAAUGACUUGGCCUUAUCAGCAUUCACAAGGAUUACUUUGAUAUUGAUGACGUCUACCAUCCCUCAAUUAUUGUCAAUAAUCAAUGCUAACAUUCAUCUUGACAGUUCCCUUUUAGAUAAAAUUAUUGAAACAAUUAAUGUGUUUAAAGAAUGAAAUAAAUAACGAAGGAUUUUUUUAAUUAAUCAAUAAAAAAUAAAUAAAUAAUAUUUUACUAUUAUUCUUUUGGUUUUUUUUAUUUGUUUCAGCCAUUUGAUUGCGGCCGUGCUUGAGCACCGCCUCUUAGACAAAGAAAUCGACUUUGGGACUUAUUCUUUGUAAGCCUGGUACUUAUUCUGUCUGUCUCUUUUACCGAACCACUAAGUAACGGGGACGUAAACACGCCAACAUAGGUUACCAGGCUAUAGUG